CUACUUUUGACUACUUGUGACUACUUGUGACUGCUUGUCCUACAGAGCUGUGUAUUUUCCUCUUUCAAAACCACAAGGAAAUGUUUUAACCGGGAAUGUUGGACACCAGAGAUAAGAUCUUAUCAGCCCGGUAUGUGGCCCCCGUCUUCACACCACGUAACGAGGAAGGGAAUGUGAACUAUUCUAUCAUCCCCAGUUACAUUACCCACCUCAUCAACUCAGGAGUGACCGGUAUUCUAGUUGGUGGAUCAGCAGGGCAGGGUUUACUGCUAUCCAAUACUGAGAGACUAGCUGUAGCAAGAGCUUUCAUUGUAGCUGCUGAUCGACGUAUCGCUGUCAUCAUUCAUGCAGGUGGGGUAAACUACCAAGACACCUUAUCUCUGUGUGAGAUCCUAUCUGGUAUGGAAGGAGUUGAUGGGAUUAUGCUCUCCACUCCCAUGUUCUACCCUUACUUCACUUACACUGGACUACUCCAGUUCCUGUGUGAUGCAGGAGAGGCCUGCAAUGGAAAGCCAGUUCUGUACUACCAUUUUCCUUCGCUGACAAGGCUGCAGUAUGAUGUAGUCGAACUUAUGAAGAAUCUCAAAAGAAGACUUAGCAAUUUCAUUGGCUUAAAGUACACUGCCAAUGACGAAAGUGUUUACAAGAAAUUAGUGAAACUGGAUCUAAAGAUAUUUCUCGGGUUCCCGAACAUGACACUUGUAGGUGCCCAGACUCAGGGAGCUGAAGUGUCUCUCAUUACGGGACCAACUAACUUUGUGAACGGUGUCAUGGUGCGGAUUGUUGAUCUCGUGCUUAGGGGUGACAUCAGAAAAGCAAAGGUAAUACAAAACGAUUUGGAAGGUUUCAUGGAAUCGAUCAUAGUAGACCAAGAACUCAUGUCUUCUUUGACCCAUGUUAUGGAUUUUGUAGGUCUUCCUAUGGGUCCUCCUACAAAACCACUGAGUGACUUGACAGAUACCCAGAAAAGGAUGCUGAAAGGAAAUUUAAACAAAGUGGGAAGUGAAGGACGGUUCAUUGACAUGGUGGACAAAUAUAAAGCCCCUGCGGAAACUCAUUCAACUUUCACCAGCUAUUUACUGAUGGGAACGUGUGCUUUUUUUCUUUAUAAAGUAUUUUACAAGAAAAUUAGUUGGUAAAACUGUCAGAUUUUAAAUAAUCUUGAUAUAUGCAUAUUAGUAAUGAUUUUGAACGAUUGAAAUGUUCACAGAUUAUUG
Messenger RNA from Bolinopsis microptera, 1217 nucleotides. Its product is annotated as N-acetylneuraminate lyase-like. The transcript has 7 exons. Bases 96 to 1139 code for a protein of 347 amino acids. The record is from RefSeq and is a predicted model, not a curated record. Lineage: Eukaryota; Metazoa; Ctenophora; Tentaculata; Lobata; Bolinopsidae. Gene Ontology annotation, molecular function: N-acetylneuraminate lyase activity. Gene Ontology annotation, biological process: N-acetylneuraminate catabolic process.